Molecule: messenger RNA, 1078 nt
Organism: Adelges cooleyi (spruce gall adelgid)
Lineage: Eukaryota; Metazoa; Arthropoda; Insecta; Hemiptera; Adelgidae
Gene: mRpL47
Product: 39S ribosomal protein L47, mitochondrial
Exons: 6
Coding region: 201-938 (245 amino acids)
Biological process (GO): mitochondrial translation
Cellular component (GO): mitochondrial large ribosomal subunit; mitochondrial ribosome
Molecular function (GO): structural constituent of ribosome
Source: RefSeq, a predicted model, not a curated record
GAAAAGUAAAAAUGUUUACCUACAUUCUACAAUUGACUUUUUCUAUAGCUUCCUACUUUUUUGUAAAAAUUGAAUGACUAGAGUAUACAAGAUUAUGUAGCUAUUAUCAGUUUAUUUCAAUAGAUUUAAAGUUAUAAUUAAAAACUAAAAGAUAUUUCAUUUAAUCAUUAGUAUUUAGUAUUGUAUUAAACCAGACCGAAAUGGCGUUACGAGUAUUUAGGGGAUUAUGCUUACUGAAAAAUGUUAUUCAAAAGGGUUCAACGCAUUUAAGAACAAAUGGUGUCCAUAUUUCCGUUGUCAAUAGAGAUCUUAUGGAAUUUUUCGAUAACAAAAAGAAUUGGGCUGUUGAACAAGUUAAAGUUGGAAGAUCUUGGUCUAAAGAUGAGUUACGGAUCAAGAGUAAUGAAGAUUUACACAAACUAUGGUUUAUACUACUAAAGGAACGAAACAUGUUACUGACCAUGGAGCAUGAGUGUAAAUCUCAGUUUGAACUUUUCCCAAAUCCUGAACGAAUCAAUAAGGUUGAAGAUAGUAUGAAAAAUGUAGAAACAGUUGUUCGUGAACGGAAUAAAGCUUAUUAUGAUUUGGAAGUUGGUGAAAAUGGAGAAAGACCCGGAGAAAUGGUUACUAAUUUGUUAGGGUUAAAUUUUUUUUACCGGAAGUUUGAACAUUUAAUACCAAAAUUUUUGAACAAAGGAUGGAAAGAUAGGCACAAUUUUAAUGUAGUUAAUGGAAAUGUUGAAAAAUUCCAAAGAUUCUACAGAGAAAAAAUACAUAAUGAAAAAAGGAAAAAAAGAAAUCGUGAUAAAAAUCAUGUUAUGCAUUUGAUGAAACGUUUCCCAAAUAUGGAUAUGGAAGCUGUAAAACAACAAUAUCCUUCUGUGGACAUUGAAAAAAUCAAAAACUACAAAAAAGCUCGUGGGCAUUAUGUACCUUAGAAUUCAUGAAGAUAAAACACAAUUAUAUAAGAAAUAUUACAUAAAUGUAUUUUUUUUAUCCUGAAACUGUAUGUUUAAAUUGAUGUAAUAUAGUAUAAUAUAAUAAUACCUUCAUAUAAUUAGAUGGUAUAGUUUACAAA